Messenger RNA from Rhea pennata, 1299 nucleotides. It is a transcript of the gene FCF1, whose product is annotated as FCF1 rRNA-processing protein. Lineage: Eukaryota; Metazoa; Chordata; Aves; Rheiformes; Rheidae. Bases 17 to 613 code for a protein of 198 amino acids. Gene Ontology annotation, cellular component: nucleolus; small-subunit processome. The transcript has 8 exons. The record is from RefSeq and is a predicted model, not a curated record.
CGGCGGCGGCGGCGGGAUGGGGAAGCAGAAGAAGGCGCGGAAGUACGCGGUGAUGAAGCGCAUGAUCAGCCUCCGCGACGAGCGCAUCAACGCGAAGGACCGCGCGAAAGCCCCGGUGAAGAAGAAGGAGGAUCCCAGCGCCAUCAAGGAGCGGGAGGUCCCCCAGCAUCCCUCGUGUUUGUUCUUUCAAUAUAAUACACAGUUGGGCCCUCCUUAUUACAUCCUGGUUGAUACUAACUUCAUCAACUUCUCCAUCAAAGCCAAGCUGGACCUAGUGCAGUCAAUGAUGGACUGCCUCUAUGCCAAGUGUAUUCCAUGUAUCACAGAUUGUGUAAUGGCUGAAAUUGAGAAGUUAGGACAGAGGUAUCGUGUGGCAUUAAGAAUUGCCAAGGACCCUCGAUUUGAACGCCUGCCAUGUACACACAAAGGGACCUAUGCAGACGACUGCUUGGUACAGAGGGUCACUCAGCACAAAUGUUACAUAGUGGCCACAGUGGACAAAGAGCUCAAGCGCAGAAUACGAAAAAUUCCAGGAGUGCCUAUAAUGUAUAUUUCCCGGCACAGAUACAAUAUUGAGAGGAUGCCAGAUGAUUAUGGAGCUCCUCGAUUCUAGCCUGUCCAGGCAAGCCAUCAGUGCCAGUAUAAGGGUCCUUCUGUUUCCAACUUUCCUGCCAUCUUUUUCGCUUGGGCCCUGCUCCUAGGACUAUGGGUGACAUUGGACUGACUUCAUAGCCUUGAUCUUCAAAGAAAAAGCCACAUAGAAGCCUCUACUUUUAUUCAUCAGUUUCCUGACCAUUCUGAGAAGGAUUUAGGAGAAGGAUAUGAGAAAAGGGGGGCUGCAGGGCAAAGGGUGUGCUCAAAUCCCUCUUCAUGUUCAUGUUGGGAUCAUUGGGAAAAGUCCUCUCAGUGUCUUGAAUUAAAUAUUGGAAAUGGUCCAACUACAGCUGAGCAUGGAAUCACAAGUUCUGACGUUUAUUAUCUCUACACCUGCAGCAGGACAGCUAUUCCUCAAGCAAAUUCCCUCAUGUCUGCCCCACAGGCAAACUGCAAUCUGUGUUCUGGGGAAAAACAGUCAAGGCUGCACCAAUUGGCAUCCCUCCUCCAGACCACUGGACUGAAAGAUUUUAUUUAGAAUUGAAGGUCUCUUAUUCAACUGUACCUCAAUACAGUGAGUGAAAUUGGAUUAGCGUCCUGCUCAGAUUCUUGAAACUCAGUACAUCACUGUGCAUCUAUCAGGUUUCCUGUUGCUUUUAUAGGUUCUUAAUACAUCCUUAAUAUGUUUUUGUACCUUAAAUACAA